This is a messenger RNA of Peromyscus californicus insignis, 2372 nucleotides long. RefSeq names its product homeobox protein ESX1-like. Gene Ontology annotation, molecular function: DNA binding. The record is from RefSeq and is a predicted model, not a curated record. NCBI's taxonomy places the organism in Eukaryota, Metazoa, Chordata, Mammalia, Rodentia, Cricetidae.
UGAAUACUGUGUUUUAGCUGGUGAACCUGAUACAACCUCGAAUUCAAAGCAUCUCUUCUAUAUAAAUUCAAGAAUAUGGUUUCUCCUUGAUGAAAUGCCUUAAACAACAUGUCCAGAACACUCCCAGUAGGGCAAUGCAGUCAACAUGCAGACAAUAAAAUCGAUGCUGCUAGAGGACAAGGAAAGACUGCACACCUAACCCCUCCCUUCUCUGCCCACCUCCACAUUAGGACUUAUAUAUCCCUUUCUUUUAUGGCUGUUCCUUACUUGCACUUCUUAUAAUAAUCUGGCAGUGGUAAUAUUUUUUAAAAUAGAGUUUCUAAAGUAGAAAUUAUGUCUGUGGAAGCAGCCUCAGAGGUAGAGUGCUUUGCUAGUGUGCACAGGACCCAGAGUUCAAUCAAUAGUGCUGCAAAGGUAAAAAUAAAAUAAGUGAAAGAUAUCACUAAAGGUAUACUGAUAUUGAAACUUGGAGUUCCAAAAAUGAGUGCUGUAAAUAUCCAAUUUAAACAAAUAUAUAUGUAUAUAUAAAAUGUAUAUAUUAAAAAUAUAUCGAGCAAAGUCUUUGGAAACCUAGGGUCUUACUGUUUUUCCUCUGUAUUGAUUUAAUCCUGCUAUUUGUCUGAAUAAUUAGUGGAGAUUAAUAGGACAGACUUUUCAAAUGCACCAGAUAAAGUGUAUUCAUAACCAUUUGGGUGUGUGGAGAGCAUUCUGAGAUGCAACAAGCUUGCAAGAGUUUAACUACUGAGUCCAGUCUUGCUCAAGAAGCCACAGGAGUGGUAGAGGAGGUAGAAAACAAGGAAGAAGAAAUGAAAGGAGGCCACACUGGUGGUAGUUCUGGCCCCAUGGACGAGGGGAUCUAUGCGGAAGGUGGUCAUGGCAGCAGUGUUCAACAGCAGCCUCAGCAAGAGGUGGUGAUGCCUGAGGGCACUAAGAGUCUCCAGGCUGGGGACAGGCUGCCUUUCCAGCGCAGAACCAGGUUCACCCAGUCUCAGCUGCAGGACCUGGAGCAUCUUUUCCAAGAGACUCGCUACCCCAGCUUGCGAGCAAGGAAGGCUCUUACGGGAUGGAUGGGUGUGCCGGAAGCCAAUGUGCUGGAUUGGUUUAGGACCAGGAGAACCAUUUUCAGGAGAAGCAGUAGACUGUUGGUGCUGUUCAAUGCACCACCUGGUCCCCAGAACAACGAUCCCUGAAGAUUUUUGAGCAGCACUUGAGUGCCACCUCUGUCCAGGAGCCAGAUGUCGUGGAGCCUGUCCCUGCCCCCAAUGUCUCGGCCACCCAUACUGGCCAUGACAUCUUUUUCUUCCCUGCAAUUAUUUCAGCAAUAAAGAGGUGGAUUGUCAGUUUUUUAAAAAAAAGAAUUUAACUACCUAGUUCCUCACCUUCAAGACAGCUUGAAUUAUCCUCCAAACUGUCAAUGCUUCCAAGGGCUCUUCACAGGUAAACAGUUUUCAGACCUGUUUUUGAGAACAACAUACUUUGUGUAUUUGCUUUUACACCUGUGAGUACACUAUUCUUAGGCUGGUCCUGAAUAGUCCCUUGACUCCAUAACGGAUGGCCUCUUACAGAGAGAGUUGACUUUGGAAGAAGCACAGUGUUCAAUAAACCCUAUGUAAAUUAUAAGGAACCAGAGUGGAACCCAGGCACACAGUAAGUCAUUCAUGAGUAAACCUUAGUAUGCACACAGCUGGAUGCACUGUAUUUUCGAUGAGCUCAGCUCCCUGCUGUGACUUAGAGCUAAUAGGAUACACAUUACUUGUUUGUCCUUACAUUGACAACAUGUAUGGUGAUCUUUUAUUUGUACUAAAAUGUUAUUUGUAUGUUAAUAAAUAAAGUUGCCUGGGGGUCAGAGCUAUUAGCAAGCCAUAGGAAAGCUGGGCAGUGGUGAUGCACGCCUUUAAUCCCAGCACUUGGUAGGCAGAGCUAGGUAGAUCUCUGUGUGUUCAAGGAUACAGCCAGCAUUGGAGACACAUGCCUUUAAUCUCAAUACCAACCAUAGAAGACCUGGAGGUCUGUACAGACAGGCAGUGACUAGGAGGUCAUGCAGUUGGGUUUACAACUGAUGAAAGGCAGAACAGAAACUCUAUAAAAAAAAAAAGACAGACUCAGGAAGUAGGUCUCUUUCGGAGAGGCAGGACCACCGUGAGAGGAAGGGUAAGGUUUUAAGCUCUUAGCUCUGACCUCUUGGUUUUCUUCUUUGCAUUGGUUCUGUGUUUCUUAUUUAAUAAGAUGGUUGGUUACAUUUACAAACAUGCUUAUAAUAAAUUGUAUUGCUGUAGAAACAUGCUAAGGAGCCACUGAAUUAAUGUUCCUGUUUGGUGGCACCAGCUUCUUCCAUCCAAACACAAAUGUCAAUGGUGCUUCAGAAUAAAAGA